GGGAUAAUCGCCCCCACCGUUAAGGACACCAAGCUACUUAGGCAGAGUGAAGGCUUUGCAGUUUUAAUCAGUCGUAGGCUGUUUAUCUCCCACUCGGAGCGCUCUCGGUGCUUUUCCACGUGUACCUGGAUUCUCAAUGAAUUACACUUGGCUUCUGCAUAUGUUUAUUUUUUUAAAGACAGGUGGCGGAUUAUGUGGUGGGUGUCAUUUUUCUUUCUAAUUGGGAAGGCCUGAAGAGGUUUUUGCUUUUUUUUUGUGUGUGUGUGUGUGUGGGGGGGGUCUUUCUCUUAAGCCCUGUCCUCUUCAAAGCAUUGUGUUGCUCUGGUAUCAUGUGUAGCCAUGAACAAUCACAGGUAUGCAAUCUAUACAAUGGUUGUCUCUCACAUCAGGGGAAGAAGUGCAGAGGAGAAACUCAACUUCAGUGGGAAAAGCACUGCUUUACGGCUCUCAUGGCAGUUUUCUUUGCAUUGCUUUCAGGAUUUUAACUUUCAUGUCCUAGUUUUAGUCAGAUUAGUCUACUUGUGAUGCUUUUGUUGUGUAUGUCACGGGAGAUUUGUCCUAGUUGUUUUGCUGCGCCUCAAUUUUACGCAUUAUAAAAAGCAAUAUUUUUGGUUUUUUGAUUUUCUGUCUGCAGGAAAUUAGAUGAAACCUUGUCUGCACUUAAAUUGCACCAAUUGCCUCCGGGGGUUUUAUGUAAUUUGAGCUGUUGCCUUUUGUAUUGACAGAAUCCAUGCUGGCUGCCUCUAUUUUCUUUGUCUCUGCAUGAACUCCGAUUUAGCGGGAGUUCAUUUCUCAGAUCUGCGUGGUGUAUUUUGUAGUUAUCUUUAGGCAAACAUUCGAAACUGUUUAGGGCCUCGUACAUUUACUGCUGAAAGUGAAUGUGUCCCUCAAGUGCUAAUCAUUGUAAAAACAGUGAGCUCAUUUGUUGAAACACGAGGAGGGGGAAGAAAUGGUAAUGUUAGGAAAAAAAGUUGAUGGGGGAAAAGUGUUUGAUUUUAUUUCGUUUUUCCCCUGGAGGACAACAACCACCAAUCAAAAAGCAACACAACACCUGCUCUCACAUUGGGGAAAAUCUCACAAGUGCUGGUAUGAACAUUAUUAAGACCACCAUAACUCACUAACAGCGGGAGGAAAAGGGCUGAAUAUUAAGCAACCUGUCUGGUUCCUGGAUCUCUCAUUGAGGGCAGAAGCAGAGCAGCGCAGGAGUUUUUUCCCAGCUCUCUGCAGGCUGCGGGGUCAAAGUCCAAACAGUUUCCCUGUAAUAGUGCUGCGCAGCCAGCUGGGCGGGAGAGAAAGACCGCUUACAGGCUUCCCCUAAUGGGCCACAGCUAAAAAGAAAAGAUGUCGGCUACCCUACCACCGAGGAAUGUCACCUCUGUGACACUGUUAUCAUUCAGCUUGUUCUUUGUUUUUGACACUAUGGCCACUUUCUCACAGUUGUUGCUGGGAACUUCCAUGUCACGACAAGGAUGAUUUUGACUUAACGGGGAUGUGACUGAGUCAUUUGUUCAACGUUGAUCACUUGUGUAAUAUCUAAUCUGUUAUUUAUCACAUCUCUCUCUCUCUCUCGGUGGCAUCGACCGUACGAUGCGCACGGCUGAGCUUCUGUCGGGGUCAGAGUCCUCUUGGGACCACUGCUGGGAGCAUGGCGGACUUUAAUUGGGUGCGAGAAGAUCCAGAAUGCUGAGAAGAGGAUGAAUCCUUCAGGUCAUCUGAGACAUCCACGUGUCUUUGCCGCUGUCCCUCCCAGACAGCCCUCUCGUCCCACUGGGGCACCAUCUGCCUCCCCACGCUCCCCCCUUGCCCCUGCCCGGGUCCCUCCCCCCUCCCCUAACCCCCAGUAGUGACCAUCCCAGAGGCGAGGAAAGGCGAGCCAGCCCCUGUAAAUAUGCCUGGAUGGAGGUCUCAGUGGCGUCUCGUCCUGCUGAACUCCCUGACCUGUGGCCUGGAGAUCUGUGUGGCAGCUGGGAUCACAUACGUGCCCCCACUGCUGCUGGAGGCUGGAGUGGAGGAGCGCUACAUGACCAUGGUGCUGGGUAUUGGCCCAGUGCUUGGCCUCCUGUUCAUCCCCCUGAUUGGCUCAGCCAGUGACCACUGCAACAGCAGCUACGGCAGACGACGGCCUUUCAUCUGGCUGCUGUCUUUGGGAGUCCUGCUUGCCCUUGUCAUCAUUCCCCACGCUGAUGUACUGGCUGCACGCCUUGCCUGGGGUGGGCGCACCCUCCAGGUGGGCUUCCUUAUCCUUGGCGUGGGGCUCCUUGACUUUUGUGGACAGGUGUGCUUCACACCGCUGGAGGCUCUUCUGUCGGACCUGUAUCGGGACGAGGAGGACUGCGGCCAAGCCUUUGCCAUGUUCUCCUUCAUGGUCAGCUUGGGAGGCUGUGUGGGCUAUUUGCUACCCGCACUGGACUGGAGUCGCGGCCUGCUCUCCGUUUAUCUGGGAGGCCAGGCCGAGUGCCUCUUCUCCCUUCUCAUCCUCAUCUUUAUCUCCAGCCUGCUAAUCACCAUGAAGGUGUCUGAGGAGCCCUUGUGUGCCAACAGUGGCUUGGCAGGGUCUGGAUCGUUACUGGAGACGGGGGCUGGUGCGAAGGAGGCCGGCCGGUGCGGCGUGCCGCGCUCAUGCUGCUACCUGCUGAAGUGCAAACUGAGGCUGCUGAAGUCUGGACCCCUGCUGUGCCUGCUGAGAACAUGCUGGUCCAUGACCCCGGCCAUCUACAGGAGCUACUGCCAUGUCCCCCGGGUGAUGAGGCAGCUGUGUGUGGCUCAGCUCUGCAGCUGGAUGGCUGUCAUGUCUUUCAUGCUUUUCUACACAGACUUUGUGGGGGAAGGCCUGUACGAGGGCGUGCCCAGUGCAUUACCAGGAAGUGUGUCCAGGCAAAGAUACGAUGAAGGUAUCCGUAUGGGCAGUCUGGGCCUGUUCCUGCAGUGUGCUACCUCAACCUUCUUCUCCCUGGUCAUGAGUCGUUUGGUUCGCCAUUUUGGCUCACGGUGGGUCUACCUGAGCAGCAUGGUGAGCUUCACAGUCUCUGCUUUGGUCAUCUGCCUGUCCAAAAGUGUAGUCCUUGUUACCGUCAUGGCUGCACUCACCGGCUAUGCGUACGCCACACUGCAGACUCUGCCCUACACACUCACCUGCCACUAUCACAAGGAGAAAGAGGUCUAUAUGCCAAAAAAGAAAACCAAAAGCGUGCAUAAAAAUGGUAUUACAACCAAGCGGGACUCGGUUUAUUCGACUCCAGUGGAAGAGGAGGGCGGACUGAACCACAAAACGGGAACUCCCUUUGGGAACGCCUUCUUCGGCCAGGACAGUUACGAGUACUACCCCGGUCCACACGGCCAGAACGGCUCAUCUCACAGCUCUGGUGGCGCCGAACAGGAGGAGGCCGAGUCGGGGUUUGAGAAACGUGGUGUGGGUUUGGACUUUGCCAUCUUAGACAGCACCUUCCUCCUCUCUCAGGUUUUCCCCACCCUCUUCAUGGGCAUGAUCGUUCAGUUCGCACAGUCCGUCACUGCCUACAUCGCCUCCUCUGCCAUCUUCGGUGCUGUCGCCAUCUACCUGGCCAGUCAAAUCAUCUUUGACCAAAAGGACCUCAAAAGCUGAGACUUGCAUGCAACAGAUGUGGGACUGAUGGAAUCGCCAAUAAUCAAUCAGUCAUUCAGGUUCCUCGGGUGGAACUCAACAAUGCACUACUGUUUCCAGAAUGCCUUGCUCUAGUACUUUGUGUUUGCUCUGCGUUGGGGAAAGUGUUGUCUAUGUUAGAGCAGGAGUUGUUACCUGCCACCUGAGGAGUCACCACCCACUGUGUCCUCAGGUCAGGUAUGGUACUCUCUGUACCUAUCUCUCAAAGUAUCUCUCAAAACUUUUUUUUUUUUGUUACAUCUUUUUCUGUCCAUCGUCUUUUUCCUCAGGUACCACAAAUAGAUUUACUGUAGAACUCAUCAACCUCACAUACUAACCUUAUGGGUUUUUUUAUGGUCUUAUCCUGAGCUAUCCACAAAUUUUGGUCUGUUUUUAACUCGAAAACAACACGUCAAACACAGUCUCAUAAACUCACCUUACAGAGACCGGCCUGUCCUUCUUCACAGCGGCAGCAUGAAUAGAUUAAUGCAUUCUUUCUACCCAUUCAGAAAAAUCAAAUAGGGACCAUUGGACUUGGCCAUCCGGGAUGAAAAACACACUUGCCGGGGUGCUCCACUGAUUUAGUAUUGCUACUCUGUAAAGUUAGUGGACUUGCAAGACGCAGAUUUAAGAAAAGAAUGGUCAAACUAUCUUUGUUUCGUUAGUCCCUUGACUGGAUCUUACACUUGCCCUUAAUACAAACUCUGUAUUACUCCAUAAUCUCAAGUCUAAGGUUGGAGAGGGAUUUGGUCACAAAACGGUCCAGACGGAGGAAACACGAGGUAGCCGCCAUUCGCACGCAAACACGUUGUUAAAAGCGAGUCUAUCUCUGGCCUAAGUCCGUAGAAACCUGAUGACGUCACUAUGACAUCAUCAGGGCUCCUAUAAAGCUCCUCGAGAGCCGCUGAGGAAAUUACACAACAGUUUCCACAGACUCUCUGUUGCUAGUAAACUGACUUUAUGUGUAAGAUCGGUGGAGUACCCCUUUAAAAACUUUAGCUGUACUCUGAUGUUGGCCCAGCUAGUGUCAUCUAUUAAUCAAUGAACAGUUUCACUGUAAAUAUUUUGUAUACAAAUUUACUGUAUAUCCCUAUGGGAAUUUUGUUAUGCAACCUGUUGAGGUGAGGUUAUCGACUGUGGUGACUGAAGAAUGAAGCCGUUUACUGGAACUGGAAAUAUUAGCUCUAUCAAUCUAUCUAUCUAUCAAUCAACAGCAGUCUGGUCUAGUGGACUGCUCAUCCUGCCCAACUAUCAGGACAGUCGUCUCAGGUUAGUAACUCGUUUUAGCAUCCCAUCCUGUCCUCAUGCCACCGAUGAAAACACUUUCCCUGCUGCCUAAACCUUCAUGUUUUACUGUAUCUUCAAAUGACAAUCUAGGACGUCCAUAUGGGCUUGUUAUGUAAUGUAAACAUGUAGGGUCAUCUCUGUUGGAAGCCCACUUCAUAGCACCCAUUCCUGAAAGACCAAAAAAAAAAAAAAAAAAAAAGAAAGAAAGAAAACGUAAUGCAGUAAAUAGAAAUCUUUUGGUUACUGAAAAUGAUGCGAGAGUAGGCACUGUGUAUGGAAGCUGAAGGACGAGCUGAGCUGAGGUGUGAUUGUGUGUAUGUGUGUAUACAUAACAUGGAGGACAGACGGCGAGAAAGCAUGAGUAAUAUGUGAGUGUGUGCGGUUUUUUUCACAGAGAAACUGCAUCGACUUUGGCCCAUGUGAUGCUGUCUGUUACGAUGCACUGCGGCCUUCAGGUUGGCGUAAACACAACGCUCGCUUCACAACCGCUAAGUGAGUUCAUUUUAAGCGUUUCGUAUCAAGGUUGUCGGAUCCUACACGAGGGGAAAAGAAUUAGGUUCAGCAGAUACAAGUAGUCCUGAAGGAUCUUAUUGCCUGAGGCGUGCUCAGCAUGUGAGGAAAAACAGCAGAGGAUUUGUUUGUCAUGUUGACAACACUCGAGUAAAUGAAUUAUCUUUUUCACCCUGAAAUGCACAGAAAAAAAUAUUGCCUAGAAGUAGCUGAGAAAAAAAAAGUGUUUUUACAAGUGCCUGUACAUUUUUAAAACAUUUUCUUUGUACAUAUGUAUUUAUUUAUGCUUUUAUUACAAAAAUAGCACGUAUUAAUUAAACUAUUGGCCUCUUUGGCAUCUUUUAACAGGUGCGAGGGUGAAGGCUGUUUCUGUGAAAAAGAUAAAUUAUUUGUAUAGAUGUGGUUUAGAAACAUCAUCAAAGCUAUAAUUUAUUUUAACAUUACCCACUUUAUCCUGUAGCUUGCUAUAACGUCACAGAGCCUAUAGCUGAUGUCUGCUGUCAGUAUGUAUCGCAUAAAGGGUAUCACAAUUUGCCCCCUGUGGUCACAUCCAUGUAGCCUGUAUCAGCUGAAAACAUUUUUCCUGUCACACAACUGAGAUGUUUUGUGUUGUUGUUUUUUUCUGGACCUCAUCAUUUUGUCAAUACUGCUAUCUGGUUCUUAUAUAACCACUCGUUUUCUUCUUAUCAGCGAUCUGUUUUAUGGUUAAAGUUAUCAGAUAAACACUGAAGAUAUCUUUUAACUGGACGGGUGGAGUUGCUUUCAGCCCACAUUGUGCUCAACCAAAUGUUUAAUUUCAGACAAAAAAAAAGUGCCAAUGGUCCGACUAUGUUAAGGCCAGACGUCAUUGUGUUCAUAAGUGAUUGAUCAGGUUGUUUUUUUCAUCAGUUUCUUCAGUUUCAUUGUCAUAAUGUGUUCAGCCAUAACAAAAACUUGUAUUUCAUUUUCCUUUAUACAUCCAUCAGAUUAUGUAUAAAUAUGCAGUUACCAAAUAGAUUUUAUACAAAAUAAAAGAACUGCAUUGUUAA
Dicentrarchus labrax (European seabass) is the source of this 6444-nucleotide messenger RNA. RefSeq names its product solute carrier family 45 member 3. The transcript is spliced from 6 exons. NCBI's taxonomy places the organism in Eukaryota, Metazoa, Chordata, Actinopteri, Moronidae. The record is from RefSeq and is a predicted model, not a curated record. The coding region runs from base 1889 to 3601 and encodes 570 amino acids. Gene Ontology annotation, cellular component: membrane. Gene Ontology annotation, molecular function: sucrose:proton symporter activity.